Molecule: messenger RNA, 480 nt
Organism: Nymphaea colorata (pocket water lily)
Lineage: Eukaryota; Viridiplantae; Streptophyta; Magnoliopsida; Nymphaeales; Nymphaeaceae
Exons: 1
Coding region: 129-305 (58 amino acids)
Source: RefSeq, a predicted model, not a curated record
CCAAUUCCUCCCUCCUUUUAUCUGUUCUAUGUGCAUUCACUCCCCAUCUACUCUCUUUGCAUUUACGGCUUAACUCUUCAAAGAGAGAGAGAGCCCGAAAGGGUGCGAGAGAGAGAGGAGGGAGAAAAAUGGCCGCAGUCACGAGUGCCAUCAUCGCCAUCGCGGCCGUUGUUCUGGGCUGGAUCGCAAUCGAGCUCGCCUGCAAGCCCUGUCUCGAGAAGGGGAGGGAGGCAAUAGAUCGGAACCUCAAUCCCAAUUAUGAUCCCGACGACGACGUCCGAGCUCCUCUCUCCGCCACCUCAUAGAUUCGGACAUUGUGCAGGAGAGAGCGCCAUAGACUGCCAAAAGGAUGCUCCCUCCGCUACCAUGUUUUUCUUGGAAUUGAGGGUGAAAGAUUUUCUAGUAUAUGUUUUUCUUUUCUGUUUCCGCAUCACCACUCUGUAUCCACAUAAAAAUUAAUGCGUGUGAUUUUUCCUUUGA